Chara braunii is the source of this 1500-nucleotide messenger RNA. The record is from the annotation of a GenBank genome assembly. Lineage: Eukaryota; Viridiplantae; Streptophyta; Charophyceae; Charales; Characeae.
CGCAACUUGUGACCAGCGGGCGCAUCUUCGUGGUGGGCGCUUCUUCACCUACGUCGUGCGCGCUGCCCUGUGGAAGCAUGGAGCAGCUGGCGCGUCUUCGGCUGCGCCGUGCGUCAUCUCCUGUGCCGUCGUACACGAGCGGCCGCAUCUUCGGCACCGGCGUGCGUCGUCAAAGUGGCGGUUUUCAGCAGCAGGCGUUUGUUUGGCGGUUGUGGCAGGCGUCUAGCUAUGGAGAGCACGGGGUUCUCGGAUAUGGACGUUCGCGGGCGCGGGCAGGGUCUUCGGGAUGACGAAAUCGAUGCGGUGGCGAUGGCCGUGACUGCCGUCAUCGUGAACACGAUGCACGGUGUGCCGUCCUCGUCAGGCGACAUGCUGGCGGAGCUCCGCAAACGAAGAGCGCUGUUGCAGCGCAUUGGCGAAGCGCCAGAUUGCGUGGCCACGCAGAUCGUGGCCGCGUGCGCCGCGUACGUGGAGAAGAAGGUGACGCACUAUAGGAUGCCAUUGCCGGUGAAGCAGGUCAUCGCGUUCGCGCUGUACAUGUGGGCGUCAGGAGAGACGUACGAGAGCGGCACGUCUGCCUUUGGCAUCGGGAGAGCAACUGGACUGCAGGCCGUCCGCGACGUCAUUUCGGCACUGCUGCAGGCGUACCCAGACGCGAUAAAAUGGCCAGUGGGCCGUAGACGCGUGCAGAUUCUGCGUGCUUUCCGUGACAAGGGUUUCCCCAACUGCUACGGCGCAAUCCACUGCACACACAUCUUCAUUGACAAGCCCGCCGGCGCACCAUCUGCCAACUACUACGACCGCAAACAAAAGUUUUCCGUGCAGGCGCAGGUGGUAGUGGAUUUGGAUCUGCGGAUCAUGGACGACCACAUCGGAUACCCGGGAAGCGUGCACGACGUCCGUGUCCUGCACAAUUCCCAGCUGUGGAGGCGAGCACAAGCUGGCGAGCUGUUCGACGCACCUCCGGUGAGUCUGCCGCACAGAGUCGUCACGCGAGGUUACCUGCUAGGCGACAACGGUUAUCCUGUUGUCUGCCCCUGGAUCGUGCAGCCAUAUGGAGAAAUCGACCAAGGUCCUAACGAGGAGCGGUUUGACACGCGACAGAAGGUGGCGCGGGGGUGUGUGGAGAGAGCUUUCGGGCGGCUGAAGUGCAUGUGGCGUCUUUUCUUGCGCACCCACAAGACGAACCUGGAUACCUUGCCGCAGCAAUUCGUGGCAGUGUGCACUCUGCACAACAUCCUCCUAGACGCCGGGAUCAACUUCGAUGAAAACCUGUUGUGGGAGGUGGAUGAGAAUGGUGUGCACCGGAGAGUGGACUUGGGCAUUGUGGGGAACGACGCGGGCGGGUGGCAACAUUGCACGAACGUCGACGAGGACUUGUUGCGUGACACUCUUCGAGACCGGCUGGCUUUGAUGUAGGAGCACGUGGACGCGUGGUGGGGGUUUGGUGCGUGUGUGUGUAGAGUGUGUGUGUGUCGGGGGUGUCGGGAUUGCGGACGU